Molecule: messenger RNA, 2964 nt
Organism: Spea bombifrons (plains spadefoot toad)
Lineage: Eukaryota; Metazoa; Chordata; Amphibia; Anura; Pelobatidae
Product: G-protein coupled receptor family C group 6 member A-like
Exons: 8
Coding region: 1-2964 (987 amino acids)
Biological process (GO): G protein-coupled receptor signaling pathway
Cellular component (GO): membrane
Molecular function (GO): G protein-coupled receptor activity
Source: RefSeq, a predicted model, not a curated record
AUGCAUGAAUCCGCUGGUGGAACGCAUGCACCCGCCAUCUUGGAUGGUGAAACGCAUGAAUCCGCUGGUGGAUGGAUGGUAGAAAUAUGGGUUCACCAUGAGGAGCCUGAAAGCAAACGGCAGAGUAUGCAGUUGAAGCUUCCAUCAUCUUCUGUAACAAAGAAAUUCAAGAUGCAACCGUCGCCAGGAAAGUUGACCAUCUUCUGUGAAAAAGUUGGUAUGACGCUGGGAAAAUUGCAUCACAAAGGAAGAUCCGUCCAAUCCUGUGACAUCCAAAAUCAAACAGUGGCAUAUCUGGAUGGGGACAUCAUCAUAGGAGGGAUCUUUCCAAUACACGAAGGGGUUUCUAAUUUAUUAGAACGAACUAACGCUGAUGACUUCAUCUGUAAUGGGUUACAACUAAGGAAUGUUGUUAAAGUAUUUUCUAUGAUUUAUACAAUAGAAGAGAUUAAUAAUUCCACCCUUUUACCUGGGAUUAAAUUGGGCUAUGCAAUUUUUGAUUCAUGCUCUGAUGUUUCCAAAGCCAUUCAAUCAACAAUUAAAUUAAUUCCCGAGUUGAAUUUAUUGAAUAACCCUCUUGACUGCAACAGCACAAAAACAAUACCUUCUGUGAAAGUCAUUAUUGGAGAAAUCUAUUCCGAAAUUUCAGUUGCCAUUUCCCGGAUACUCAGUCUCCACUACAUACCGCAGAUAAGUCCGGCUUCAUCUUCCCCAUAUCUAAGUGAUAAGACGAGAUUUCCUUCAUUUCUUCGCACUGUCCCAAGUGAUAUGCACCAAACAAAAGCUAUUUCUAAAUUGAUCCGGAAGUUUGGAUGGAAUUGGGUUGGAAUAAUAUCAAGUGAUGACGAUUAUGGACAUUCUGGGGCUGACAAUUUAAAUCAUUUUUUAAAGGAACAAGAAAUAUGCGCCGCAUUCUCCAAAAUGAUUCCAUCGUAUGUGGAACAUCCUUUAAUGAACAAAGAAAUAGGAAGUUUAAUGGAUGAACUUCAAAACUGUAAUCUAAUGGAUGGACUUCAGAACUGCUCAGCAAAAGUGGUUGUUAUAUUUGCCAAAGGUCCUAUAGUCAUUAAAAUUUUUAGAGAGUCCAUCAGACUCAACAUAAGCAGAGUAUGGAUAGCAAGUGACAUCUGGUCUAUCUCCAGGGAAGUGGCAGAUAUUAAAAAUAUUGAUAAGGUUGGGGCAAUACUUGGAUUGAAUUUCCACGCAAGUCCUAUUCAAGGAUUUACAGAGUAUCUAGAAAACCUCCAACUUCCAGUAGAUGGAGCAAUAAAUCAUUUGCUUGAAGAGUAUAAAUAUUUUCGAUUUGGAUGCACAGAGGAGUACAGACAAUAUCUGGACUGUAAAUCAUCAUUGAAAAACUGCAUUAUUCCUGAUUCUAUAAAUAAGAAAUCACCUCUCACCUGUACAGUGGCUAAUAUCUCUCUUGCAAAUGAUGACUUUUUGGUGGAAAAUAUUGAAUGGAGCACAACGUUCAGUACAUCUCUGGCAGUAAAAUCAAUUGCCUAUGCUCUAAAAAAACUUUUAUGUGAAAAAGACAACUGUACAAAGGAUCAAGAUUUUUUCCCACAUGAGCUACUCAAUGAAGUACGUCAGGUUCAUUUCCCAUACAACACAGAAAUAUUUUCUUUCAAUAUGAAUGGAGAUUUUAUGAAUGGAUAUGAUAUAAUCAAUUGGCAUACAACUGAGAAUCCUGUAUUAUUCAAAAUUGUAGGGCAGUAUGACAUUGUGACAACUGAUCUUACUCUAAAUGAAUCACUUUUCUUUUGGAACACAGAGAAAAACCAGAUUCCAGUAUCCAAGUGCUCAGCACCCUGCUCCCCUGGUUAUAAUAAAAAGCAUUCCUUUAUAAGUUGUUGUUAUGAAUGCAUUCCAUGCCCAGAAGGUUACUUUUCACCAAAUCCUGAUAUGGACAGCUGUCUCAAGUGCAGUAUCGAUCAGUGGUCAAGCAAUGGAAGCUCUAGCUGUCAAAAUAGAACCAUAGAAUAUCUUUACUGGAAUAAUGCAUUUGCUGUUUUACUCGUGACUUUUACUAUCAUUGGCUUUCUCUUACUUUUGAUAAUAUGCGCCUUAUUCAAGAAAUAUUCAGAUUCAACAGCAGUUAUAGCAGCAGGGGGCAAAUAUAUCUACCCACUAAUUGCAUCUCUGUUAUUUAGCUUGGCGAGUGUUUGUUUUUUUAUUGGUCAGCCAAGUGAUAUUAUCUGUAUGAUGAGACAACCUCUCUAUGGUAUCAGUUUCACCCUAUGUGUUUCUUGCAUAUUGGUCAAAUCUUUAAGGAUCAUUAUAGCAUUUGAGUUAGCCAAUAGAAUUAAAAAGGUGUCUAGGUUAUCUUACCAUCCUAUUGUUAUUAUCAUCAUACUAACUAGUUUCCAGAUUUUAAUUUGCAUAUUAUGGCUUAUAUUCAAAAGGCCUUUUCCCACCGAGAUUUACACAAUACCCCACCUCCUGAUAAGGCAGUGUGAAGAGGGGUCUUAUGUUGCCUUUGGCAUCAUGUUAGGAUACAUUGGGUUUCUUGCAUUUGCCUGUUUCCUUUUAGCUUACAAAGGUAGGAAAUUACCAGAAAAAUAUAACGAGGCCAGAAGUAUCACCUUCAGCAUGCUCAUCUACAUGUUUGUAUGGGUUAUCUUUAUUCCAGUGUAUAGGAAUACCAGUGGUAUGUAUCUUUCAAUGGUGCAGGUCAUUGCCAUACUGGCUUCAGUAUAUGGAGUGUUAUUUUGCCAUCUUUCACCACCAUGUUACAUUAUAUUGUUCAAAAGAAAAACCUGCAACAGAGAACUAUAUCUCCAAAGUGUUUUUGCUUUCUACAGGGCUAAAAGAAGUGUUUUAUCUGUUUAUCAACGUAGCUCACAUUUACAAGUGCCAGCUACUAGUUGUGACCCAGAAACUAAAGGGAGAGUCUCUGUUCAUUUAAAAUCAAAGAGCUCAGGUGAAAAUUCAAUAGUUAGAAGGAGACAUAAGAGCUGUUGA